AGCUCAGGGAGGAGUAGAGAACAGUGUAGCUGGGUUCAGGCUGGAGACAGGUGGAGGGAUGUCACCUCAGCCCCAGCCUGUGGGUGUGUCUGCCUUUUCUUUCUCCCAGCCAGUCACCCGUGGGAAGUGCCCUGGGGCAGCUGGGCGGAAGCCAGGGGAUGCAGGUGGCUAGAUCUUCCCAGAGAACGCACGCCCCAGAGACAGAAAGGCACCACAGCAACAGUAGAGGGGGGUGUGCCGAUCCCUCACAUGGCCUGCCCCGCUGGCAGUGCUCGGGGCAUCCGGGUGGUUCCCAGGGGCACGGAGGAAGGAGAGCUGUCCAGGCGGCAGGGCUGGGAGGGAAGGGAUCCAGUGCUCACCAGCACCUACUGUGCCAGGCUUCCUGAUGAGUGCCGGCCUGCCCCGUGCCUUCUGGAAGCUCCAGGCCGGGGAGGCAGGAGAGGAGCAAGACACUCCAACAGAAGGGACUUCUGGUCUCAUUGAGCCCCUUUCCAUUUACAUAUCAGGAAACUGAGGCCCAGAGAAGGUCGGUGACUUGCCCAAGGUCACACAGCGAGCUGGGGUCAGAACCAUCCAACACUCAGUUGCCUGAUUCCUAAUUCCAAUUUCUACCUAGACCAGGCCUGGGCCAAUUUUUCUUUCCUUCUCUGAAGUAAAUGGCUCCAUCCUGAGAUACAGCAAGACCGCACACUGCUUUCCAGGCUUAUUGUAAUUGAGAUGAUUUCUGCCACCCAGGAAAACCAUAGAAUGUAGUGGUUAAGAGCUUGGGUGCAGGAGCCCGACUGUCUGUCUGGGUUUGGAUUUUAGUGCUGCCACUAAUGGCUGUGUGACCUUGGACAAGUGACUUAACCUCUCUGGCCUGUUUCUUCAUCUGUGAAACGGGAGUAAUACAGUACCUCCGUCAUAGGUUGUGUUAUUGAGGGUAAGUUCACGCCCGUAGGGUGCUUGGAACUAUGCCUAUGAGUAGGAGUAUUUUUGGCUCCUAGUUUCUCCAAAAGUGUCUCCGCCCCCCCACCUCCUCCCAGGCCGGAAGCUGGAGCCAGAGGUCAGGAGGCCAACGGCCUGAGCUGGGCCAGUAGGAGCUGGACCCACAGGGAGGGAGGAACCACGAUGUUUGUUGGGUGAACGAAUGGACAAAUGGAUGGAAUAAUGAACGAGUCUGUCUCCAGGGCCUGAAGUUCAACUCCCUCCCCACAGCUCAAGCUCCUGAAACCCAGGCCCACUCUCUUGCCAAACCCCCUUCAUGUGGGCUCUGCUCUCUCUGAACGCACCACUCAGCUCUCCGAGCUCCCCAGAGGCCUGUCUACCUUGUAGGGCAGGCCUAGCUCAGUGUGGCCUUUCCUGACCCUGUGAGUCCCUGGGGUAGGCUGGGGGCGCUGUGGGAGGCCCUACGUGGUAUCCUCGCCCUACAGAGCCGGCGUUCUUCCUUUCCUUUCCAGCCACUGUGGGCCCUGUGCAGGUGCACAGGGCUACCCUGCUAGGGCCCCCUCUUGGGUGGGGUUCACCUGCCAGGCUCAGGAACUUUGACCUUGGGGAAAUCUCCCUUCACAUCAGCGCAGACAUGCCAAAACAAGGAUUGCCCAUAGCCCACACGGAAUUGAAAUAUUUUGCCAUGAAUUCUUUUAAAGAGGAUUUAUAUGAUCUUUACAAUGUCGAAUUUGUUAAGAACAGAUUACUUGUUACUGUGUAUGAACACGAAACGGCUAUUACGUUCUCCAUUUUGGUCACGCCUGAUGUCCCAGGAUCUAGCUCAGUGCUCAGCACUCAGCAGGUGCUCGGUAAACAUUCGUUGACUCCAUGGCACUGAAGAUUUGCAUCUGACGUCACAGAUGACACGAGCUGGGUUUACCAGCUGACAUCACGUGGAGGGUAGCAGACACCCAACUCAGCAGGGAGCCAUGGCCGGUCCUGGAGCAGCAUGGGACCCAGCUGUGUUCAGGCAGAUUCUGCUGGCCGUGCACCGGGGAGUAGAUGCGAGGGGCUAGAGCUCUGACGAGUCGCUGCCGGCUCCUCUGGGGAGACCAUCCCCCACCCACCGUCCACCUGCCACUGUUCGGCCAGCCCUUAGGAGGAGAGCCAUCCUCACUGCAGCUGACAGUGUCUCGGGGCCUCGGCUCUCAGCUUCCAGACCUCUCCCCGCUCCCAGCCCCCCAUGCCGAGGUCCGCCUUGUCAAUCAUUUCCUUCUGUCAUCGGCUUGGCAAACAGGAGAGAAAACGGAGCUUCAUGGGAAACAGCCGCAACAGUUGGUCUCACGCGCCGUUCCCCAAGUUGGAGCUGGGCCUGGGGUCCCGGCCCGCAGUGCCGCGGGAGCUCCCCGCCUGCUCCAUCUGCCUGGAGAGGCUGCGGGAGCCCGUCUCACUGGACUGUGGCCAUGACUUCUGCGCGCGGUGCUUCAGCACACACCGCGUCCCGGGCUGCGAGCCGCCUUGCUGUCCAGAGUGCCGGAAGAUCUGCAAGCAGAAGAGGGGCCUCCGGAGUCUGGGGGAGAAGAUGAAGCUCCUGCCGCAGAGGCCUCUGCCCGCUGUGCUGCAGGAGACCUGCUCCGUGAGGGCCGAGCCGCUGCUGCUGGUGCGCAUCAAUGCCUCCGGAGGCCUCAUCCUGAGGAUGGGUGCCAUCAACCGCUGCCUGAAGCACCCCCUGGCCAGGGACACCCCUGUCUGCCUCCUCGCUGUCCUGGGGGAGCAGCACUCAGGGAAGACCUUCCUCCUCAACCACCUGCUCCGGGGCCUGCCGGGCCUGGAGUCAGGGGAGGGCGGCUGGCCGAGAGGAGGAGGGUCCCUGCAGGGGUUCAGUUGGGGUGCCAAUAGCCUCACCAGGGGCAUAUGGAUGUGGAGUCACCCCUUCCUGCUGGGGAAGGAGGGGAGGAAGGUGGCUGUGUUCCUGGUGGACACAGGGGACGCCAUGAGCCCGGAGCUGAGCAGGGAAACCAGGACCAAGCUCUGUGCCCUCACCACGAUGCUGAGCUCCUACCAGAUCCUCAACACCUCCCCGGAGCUGAAGGAUACAGACCUGGAAUAUCUGGAGAUGUUUGUGCACGUGGCCGAGGUGAUGGGCAGGCAUUAUGGGAUGGUGCCGAUCCAGCACCUGGAUCUCUUAGUCCGGGACUCAUCCCACCCCAACAAGGCAGGGCUGGGGCACGUGGGUGACGUCAUCCAGAAAGCCUCCAGCAAAUACCCCAAGGUUCAGGAGCUGCUCCGAGGGAGGCGAGCCCGCUGCUACCUCCUGCCUGCUCCCGAGAGGCGGUGGGCCAGCAAAGACCACGGAAGCCCAGGCGACACAGAUGACGAUGUCCGCCACCUCUGUGCCUACGUCGCCGAUGUGCUGAGUGCGGUCCCCCAGCAUGCCAAGAGCCGCUGCCAGGGGUACUGGAGCGAGGGCCGCCCCGCGGCCAGGGGAGACAGACGCCUGCUCACCGGGCAGCAGUUAGCUCAGGAAAUCAAGAACCUCUCAGGCUGGAUGGGGAGGACGGGGCCCGAGUUCACCUCCCCGGACGAGAUGGCCGCCCAGCUGCACGACCUGAGGACGGUGGAAGCUGCCAAGAAGGAGUUUGAGGAGUACGUGCGGCAGCAGGACGUGGCCACCAAGCGCAUAUUCUCUGCUCUCCGGGUACUGCCCGACACCAUGCGGACCCUCCUCGCCACCCAGAAAGAUGCCAUCCUGGCCCGCCACGGGGCGGCCCUGCUGUGCAAGGGCAGAGAGCAGACCCUGGAGGCCCUGGAGGCCGAGCUGCAGGCCGAGGCCAAGGUCUUCAUGGACUCUUACACCAUGCGCUUCUGUGGCCACCUGGCCGCCGUCGGGGGCGCCGUGGGCGCCGGGCUCAUGGGCCUGGCGGGCGGCGUGGUGGGCGCCGGCAUGGCCGCGGCCGCGCUGGCCGCGGAGGCCGGGAUGGUGGCGGCCGGCGCGGCGGUGGGGGCCACGGGGGCUGCGGUGGUCGGGGGUGGCGUGGGCGCCGGGCUGGCUGCCACCGUGGGCUGCAUGGAGAAGGAGGAGGACGAGAGGGUGCAGGAAGGGGACCGAGAGCCCCUACUGCAGGAAGAAUAACGGGGCCCAGGAGACCCAAGGGAGGAAGAGGUGCCGGGUGGGAGGGCAGGAGGUGCCGGAGGGGAGGACUUGGGGGCGGUGUGGAGAGCACGGCGUGCCGCACCGCCCUGCUCCAAUGCCCAGUGUCCGGGUGGCUGGCCGAGCUGGACAAUCCAGGUGGCUCCAGGAUCCUGGGGAGGCCACCUGGGGCCAGGAGGCAGUGUCUGGGGGCAGUGGAUAGAGGAUAGGGCCCGUUCCUGGUUGCAGACCACUGCUAACCUGCCUGUGGUUCCCAGACCAACUUGACCCCAGGGCUUCCCACCCAGAGUGAGGCUCCACUGGCCUCCCUCUCCUGGCUUAUUCCCCUGAUGACCCUGAAUUGUAGGAAGGCUGAGCAGGCACCAUUCUGGAAGUCUCCCUUGGGUGGAGAGGAUCUGUCCCUUCACAGAUGGGAGAAGCCGCGGGGUCGGGUGACGUUGGUGCUCAGGACCAGGGAGCACUGAUGAGGGGCUGGGGGAGAGAGAGAAGGAGCGGCCACUGGGCAGAACCAAAGAGUCCAGUGUGGUGGACAGCGACCUGAUCCCCAGAGUGGAGACACUUUGCUCUGAUGACUUUUCCCAGAGCUGCCCCCAGGAGGAUAAUGGUGGCCUCCCUGACCCUCCGCAGCCCCAGGGAGUCCACAUAUGCACUUUGAAUGGGGGUCCCUGUAGAUCUUCCCUCAUGGGUGUGUUCUUUGUUGAGCAAGCUCAGACAGCAGAGUGCCCAAGUUCUUUCUGGAAUGCUGUCCCAGCAAUGGGUUAGAUGCCAAAGAAAAAUGCCCGUAAUUGCAUUCUGAGCUAAAUCGGACAGCCCUCGUGAGUCUAUGAAAGUCCUGCAAGGGACAGCAAAGGGAAGAACACAUUCCAUCCCGAACACGAACACGCCCUUUUUCUGGAGCCCAUGUCUGCAGGAGACCUGGGUGCAACCCCCCACAGGAACCCAGAGGGCCCAGCGUCCUUCCAUGGGACAGAAAAGUCCUGCUGGAAGACUUCUAGGCUAUUAAGCUGUAAAGUAUUCAUGGGCGCCUUAUAUGAAAAAUAAACUGUGUGUGCUUGAGUGUCAA
Molecule: messenger RNA, 5123 nt
Organism: Felis catus (domestic cat)
Lineage: Eukaryota; Metazoa; Chordata; Mammalia; Carnivora; Felidae
Gene: RNF112
Product: ring finger protein 112
Exons: 16
Coding region: 2153-4042 (629 amino acids)
Biological process (GO): protein homooligomerization; endoplasmic reticulum organization
Molecular function (GO): GTP binding; GTPase activity; metal ion binding
Source: RefSeq, a predicted model, not a curated record